This is a messenger RNA of Camelus dromedarius (Arabian camel), 1574 nucleotides long. It is a transcript of the gene TMEM74, whose product is annotated as transmembrane protein 74. The transcript has a single exon. Bases 153 to 1070 code for a protein of 305 amino acids. Lineage: Eukaryota; Metazoa; Chordata; Mammalia; Artiodactyla; Camelidae. The record is from RefSeq and is a predicted model, not a curated record.
CUGGAGCUAAAGUGUCAAAACCUGUGGCUACAAAGGAGAUGAGGGCCUCAGGAGCAGUACUCCUGGUGAUGCAGCCUUAGCUCCUGUUGGGUUCUUAUCUAACUGUCUAGCUAUUGGCAGACUUUCCGGAAGCUGCUGUCUGAUUAGCUCUGAUGGAGCUCCACUACCUUGCUAAGAAGAGCAGCCAGGCAGCCCUGUGUGAUGCUGUGGACUGGAGUGCAGGAGGACCUCCCAGUGACGAGGCAGAUGCAGCAGUCACCAAAGCUGCUCUCUGCUGCCAGAAACACUGUAUGUCAAUACAAAAAGCCCUAGAGAUGGAAGGGUCUAACCUUAGCCCUUCUCUAGCAUCCCCUUCCUCCUCUCUGCAAGACAAUGUUAUUCAGCCAGACUCCUUGCCACAGGGACAUCUCAACUCAGAAAACAACCAAAUAACAGCAGAACGGAAAAUCUGCAACUGCUGUAGCCAGGAAUUAGAAACCUCUUUUACCUACGUGGAUGAGAACGUCAACCUGGAUCAAAGGAACCGGAGCUCCCCUUCAGCAAAAGGGAGUAAUCACCUGGGAGACCUUGGCUGGGGAAAUUCAAAUGAGUGGUCCCACGAGGCUGCCAUAUCCUUGAUAUCUGAAGAUGAAGAUGAUACAAGUUCAGAAGCUACAUCUUCAGGGAAGUCAGUAGACUAUGGUUUCAUCAGCGCUAUCUUGUUCUUGGUCACUGGCAUCUUGCUGGUGAUCAUCUCUUACAUUGUCCCCCGGGAUGUGACUGUGGAUCCCAACACCGUGGCAGCCCGGGAGAUGGAACGCCUGGAGAAGGAGAGUGCGAGGCUGGGGGCUCACCUGGACCGCUGUGUGAUUGCUGGACUCUGUCUGCUCACGCUUGGGGGGGUCGUUCUGUCCUGUUUGCUAAUGAUGUCCAUGUGGAAGGGAGAGCUCUAUCGUCGUGACAGGUUUGCCUCUUCCAAAGAGUCUGCGAAACUCUAUGGUUCCUUCAGCUUCAGGAUGAAAACUAGCAGUAAUGAAAACACCCUGGAACUGUCCUUGGUAGAGGAAGAUGCUCUCGCUGUACAGAGUUAAUUCUGGUUGUGAAUUUCUUAAGAGUCUGCUUUGGCAUUUUAUAUGAACAAAGCAAAGCAAAGGAAAACAAAACACAACACAUUUCUUAAAAUUAACAGUGCAACUUAUUUACCUGGCAAGAAAAGUUUAUUUCCCAAACCAACAGCCAAUAUGUGUUUUUGUUCUCUACGUAUUUUUUCUUUAGAAGAAAAGCCAUGUAAGAUGCAUUAAGAAACCACAACCAGCUACACCAGUCCUUCUAAAGAGCUGAGGUUAAUUAAUCUGUAAUGGUCAUCAGCUUCUACUUCUAUAACAAAAUAUUUCUAACAGUCCAGUGUAUAAAUGACUUCUUUUACAUGAUUUGGGAAAUUAUUUUUUGGACACUAGUAGGAUGAAUUAGUAACCUAUUUUGUGAAAAAGAACAUAAACACUAAUCACAUAAUGAGGCUUACAUUUAAUUCUCAAAGGUGCUUAUCUAUUUUCUUGCUAAAUUUAUUUUUCCUGUAAUUUGGCUAAACACUAAAA